Molecule: messenger RNA, 3012 nt
Organism: Etheostoma cragini (Arkansas darter)
Lineage: Eukaryota; Metazoa; Chordata; Actinopteri; Perciformes; Percidae
Gene: fam234a
Product: family with sequence similarity 234 member A
Exons: 12
Coding region: 365-2020 (551 amino acids)
Source: RefSeq, a predicted model, not a curated record
UUGCCCUGAAUUUAACCUCUCAGGCAGCACAAACUCACGGGCUGACACCCCCUGCUAGCUUUCCAAACUAAGUUAUAUUUAGAUUUAUGUUAGAGAAGAUUACUGUAAUGCUUAUUGUCGUAGUUUGGGAGUUUGACAUCGUUUGGGUAUGUACAUGUUCAACGUAGGCAGAGAGUAAGGGCUAUCCGCGAGACAAACUCAGGGCAUCAAUCCUAACCUAUCUGGGAUUUGUUUACAGAGUUGAGGCUGACAGGCAGCUGUGUGUUGCUCUGUCAGGCCUAUAUAUAACCACCACACCAGUGAUCACCGAAGACGACAGUGGAGAUAAAACAGAUCUCUGGGCUGGUAAUGCAUUGAGGCAACAAUGGAGACCACAGGCAGUGCCACUGAAGGCGAGCCCCUGAAGAGAGGAGAGGACAGGGCAGAGAUGGGAACAGCACCAUCAGCAACAGAGAUGAAGAAGAAGAAGAGUUGUAAGGAAGGCUUGGGUUUUGUCAAACUGAACCAUUGGCGAACUGCAGCCUUCUUCUUCUCUUUAUUCCUCUGCCUCACCAUAGUGUUCGCCUUCUCAUUCAUCAUCCCUUGUCCUGUCAGACCACAAUAUCUCGUUACCUGGAACCGGACUUUCUCUGAAGCGGCAACCUAUGACUUCUUAGCUAUCGAAGAUGCAAGCAAAGACAAGGUGAUGGAUGUCCUGUUUGUCCUCAAAAACACACAAGGCAGUCAAAACAAUACGUGUGCUGAUGGAGGUCUGCCCUCGCCAUGUGUGUUUGUUGUGGCAGUGGAUGGGACAGAUGGAGAGACGCUGUGGGAGUGUCCACUGGCUCCCGAGUUCCACUGGGCCCAGUGUGGUCUGGACAAAGAAACAGGCAGAACGUGGGACUGUCUCCUAUCCCACUCUGACCAACUCACAGCUAUCACUAGCAAAUACACUGGUGACAUCAAGUGGCAGCAGCCUCAGCCUCCUGGUCUGCACAGCACUGCGCCUGUUCUUAGUGUCCCAGAUCUGGAUGGGGACAAGGUCGGCGACGUGGCUCUGGUGGCAUCUAACGAAACACAGACUCGGCUGCUAUUCCUCUCAGGGAAGACGGGUGUCCAGAUUGGUUCUACGGUUGUUCUCAACUCCACAAAAACAGCCAAUCAUCUUCUCUUUUGCACUACAGAAGGUUCUUACUAUGUGCUACUACAAACAGACACUGGCCUGUAUGGACUGGCACUGUGGAGGAUUGCUGCCAAGGCCAAAGCAGGGAUGGAGGUCGGCCUCAAGAAGGAUAAGCACUGGGAGAAGAAUGCCAGUGCAACAUCCGACCUUGUACCCAUCUACAAGUCUGAUUCAGUGAGUCAAGUGUUGACAACAAGUGAAACAGACGAUUCACCCAACCUGCUGCUUGUGACCGGGAAGGAGGUGGCAUUAGUCGAUGGAAAACAUUUGCAGCUACUGUGGAGAUUCAAUAUCAGCUCAGUCCCCAGUAAGCCCUCCUUUGGACACUUUAACAAAGACAAUUUUCUUGACGUUGUAAUUGAGGAUUAUGUCGGCAACUUCACAAAGAGGGUCAUAAUUCUUGAUGGGAAGUCCGGUCAUGUGCUGUGGGAAGUCGAGCUUUUGGCCAGUCCUAACUCACCGAGACCCGCCUCGAUACACACCACCAACUCCUUCUCGGUCUUUGUGUUUUGGGGCAUGAUGCCUUCAGAGACAAACUCAUCUGAAACAUUCACAAGUGACCGACAUUCUUACUUGCUCCACCCUCUCUAUUCUAAAGUCCUCCUUGAGUCAACUACUUUCAUGGAACACAUCAUAACAUUUAAAGCCACGCUGUUGGAGCAUGGACGCCACGCUGCCUACAUCCUGCUGACAGGCCCCGGGACGGAGGGAGAGGAAGGCACCGUGGUCCUCAGCAAGCGAAAGAUGAAGCAGGACGUCCCUGACAGCAAAGUACUCCGUAUUGGCACCGACGGAAGUUCCGAGACAAAUGAGGACAUCAAAGAGGCCUUAAAUCGUCUCCGCUUUAGUGACUGGUGAAAGGACCAUCUGUAACAUGUAGAGUGUAUCCUAAGUGUUCAAACUAUUUUGACACAACUGACUGUAUGUUAGCUUCAAAACCAAAGUGUUUACACUAACUAGGACUUUCCACUUUACUGCUGACAACCAAAACAUUUCCUUUAUGUUUAGAGGAUUAUGUUGGCUUGAUUUAAGCAGGCUCUUUACUCAAAUUCCAUUGGACAAACUGGGCAUUACUGCGUACAUACUAUCAUAUAUUUGAUCUGAGCUAGUGUCCAAAAAACUACUGUUCCUUGACGAUGGCAUAGCAUUUCUGCUCUUCUCCUGCUGAUAAAUCAAGAAGACCUGUCUUGCUGUACUGUUUUUAGCACUUUCCUGCAUCAAUGCAAGGCUCUUUUUUUGAAAUUAUUUUAAUCUAUGCAACUGUGCACGUCGCACUGGGCUUCAAUAGUGCAUCACGCCACCACAGGGGAUAGUUCUUGUGAAUUUCAAAUUAUAGUCGCUUGAAAGGAAUGGUUGGACAAUUACAGGGUUUUUCCUUUGGUACAUUUUUCUAAAACAUGUACAGUAAAACAGACAGAUGCACAUUGAAACUUGAAAUACAACGGAAACCUGACCAGCCUUGACGUACAGUACACACUAUGUUGUUACAUGUCUUGUUACGUAUUCUGUUUGUUAGUAGUUAGGCUGUUUUGUAGUACGGGACUGUUGUCAAUCAUCAAGAUUUGUGUCCCUUACUUACUUAAUCCGAGAAGUUGUAACUAGUGAUGAUCUUUAUUGCACACUGACUAAAUCUUUGAGGAAUUCAAUGCUGAGUAGCCCGUCUGAGUAGGUUUUCCAUGAUAUUGAGUUACUGAUGUGCAUUUAUUGCUCCUUAUGAAGCUGUUUUAUUUCUCUGUGAUUUCUAUUCGUUAAAUAAGUGAAGUGUUUUUGCUGUACAUUCAUGUUUUGAACGUGUGGGCUUUUCUUUCUGAAUUAUGUUUGAAUUUGAAUAAUAUUAAACGGUUUUAAAG